CUCAAGAUAUGACCAUUACGUGUGGACCUCGCAAGUGUUUCAUGGUAAAAGACCACGAAGAGUGGAAAAACACGACUACAUGGCCAUCACCUUUUAUGGAACUGACUUUGGCUUCGGUGGUCUGCCUAUACCUCGAAAGCCGGGACAUCUAUGGUCUGUAAUUCAUGAAGAAUCUCCAAAGAAUAAUGAUUGGUUGUUUUCCGCUAAAUCCACCAUGUCCCUAUUUAAUCUGACGGCAACCUUCAAGCGACAGUCUCACUACUCCUUCCCGACCAUGUGGCUCCGUGAUGAGCGGGAGUUGACCGACACCCAGUUCAUGGUGUCCAUCGCUGAGAAGAACCGGUUGAGACGAGGAGGUCUGGCUCCUGUGGUGUUUGUCCACAUGGACUGCCACACCGCCUCCGACCGCAGCCAUUACAUGCGACUGCUGCAACGAUACAUAAAAAUAGACUCCUACAGCGACUGCGAGCACAACAAGGAUUUCCCUGCCAAUAACUUGACUUUCGGAUCUCUGAAGGGUAUGGCACCUAUGUUGUCGGAUGGUUUCUUCAAACUUAUAGCCCAGUACAAGUUUACGUUCGCCUUUGAAAACGCUGUGUGCGACGAUUACAUUACAGAGAAGUUCUGGAGACCACUACGACUUGGGAUCGUUCCCAUUGUUUUUGGAUCCUCAACAAUUAAGGAUAUGGCUCCUUCGGACCACUCAAUCAUCGACAUUCGGGACUUUAAGUCAGUUAAAGAAGUAGCAGAUCUUAUUACGUUCCUUGACACAAAUGAUGAGGAGUACCUGAAGUACUUGACUUUCAAACAGACAGGAGUCACAAACCCAGUACUGAAAGAGGAGCUGAGGAAACGAGACUGGGGAAUUGGCAAAAGUUACCUUUCUCAUUUUACCGGUUUUAACUGUUUUGUAUGCGACAAACUUCAUGAGAUGAAAAACCAGGUUCGAAAUGGUCAACCGGUGACUCAGUGGUCCGGCAAGUUUGACCAUUACGGGUGUCCUGUGCCAAAGGUAUUUGAUGAUCAAGGACGUUAUGUGGUAGAGAACAAUCUCUGGUUAGAACCCUUCUCAUACGCUGAGUUUUAUGAACAUUCUCUUCGUUAUCAUAUUGACAAUAAUAUUAAUGCAAAUAUAAGUGAAAUUCACAAGUAUGCAGACAGGCUGCUGAAACAGGCCCUACGGGAUGGAAUCAGACUUCCAUUAUAGGUGAGUGAAUGAGUGAGGUGGGGUUUACGCCGCUUUGAACAAUAUUUGAGCAAUAUCACGGUAGGGGACACCUGAAAUGGGCUUCACACAUUGUGGCCAUGUGGGGAAUCGAGCCCGGGCCUUCGUUGUGACGAGUGAACUCUUUAACCAUUAGGCUACCAUGCCUCCCCUUCCGGUGUAGGUGAAGCUUGUGGUGAAUCAUCUGCGUUAUUCGUCAGUUUGCUUCCAUGAUGUUUCUAGGUAUUGAGCGUUCUCAGUGAGGUCACCGGUGACGUUGAAGUAGUUGUAGUUAUAGCACAAAGCGUGCAGUAAAUACGAGUAUAGCGAACUCAAAGGGACGAAUAAUAUUAGUUCGUUAUAACCGUAGUUAGUUAUAACCGUAGUUCGUUAUAGCGUUGUUCGUUAUAGCCGUUG
Haliotis rubra (blacklip abalone) is the source of this 1621-nucleotide messenger RNA. Its product is annotated as alpha-(1,3)-fucosyltransferase 10-like. Gene Ontology annotation, cellular component: membrane. The transcript has 5 exons. The coding region runs from base 80 to 1207 and encodes 375 amino acids. Lineage: Eukaryota; Metazoa; Mollusca; Gastropoda; Lepetellida; Haliotidae. The record is from RefSeq and is a predicted model, not a curated record. Gene Ontology annotation, molecular function: alpha-(1->3)-fucosyltransferase activity.